UCAAAGUUAAAUAAGAAAAAUAUCAUUCAAAAGAAACAAUAAUCAUGAAACUCUUAGAACAAAUGGUAUACGUAGAAUGUUUUAUGAUAAUAAUGGCUACAUUGUUAGUGUCCAUGAGUUACGGUCAUCGAGCGAUGAUUAAUGAUGUAGCCGAAGCACCCGUGAUUGACAAUGUAGGCAGCCCAACCAACGGACUCGACAGUUCUUGGUAUGAUGCACGAGCAACAUUUUACGGUGAUAUCCAUGGUGGAGAAACUCAACAGGGAGCCUGUGGAUACGGUGAUUUAUUCAAACAAGGCUAUGGUCUAGAGACAGCGGCAUUGAGCACAGCACUCUUCAACGAAGGGUAUACAUGUGGGGCUUGUUACCAGAUCAUGUGUGUGCACGACCCACAAUGGUGUUUACCCGGAACCAUCAAGAUUACAGCAACAAAUUUCUGUCCACCAGAUUACUCCAAAACCGAAGGCGUUUGGUGCAACCCACCACAAAAGCACUUUGACCUCUCCCUACCAAUGUUCCUCAAGAUCGCCCAAUACAAAGCUGGAGUUGUCCCAGUUAAAUACAGACGUAUUUCUUGUGCAAGAACUGGUGGUGUCAAGUUUGAAACCAAAGGAAACCCUUAUUUCUUAAUGAUCUUGCCAUACAAUGUAGGAGGCGCUGGAGAUAUCAAGUUGAUGCAAGUUAAAGGAGACAAGACCGGGUGGAUAACAAUGCAAAAGAACUGGGGACAAAACUGGACCACUGGUGUUAAUUUGACUGGUCAGGGUAUUUCAUUCAGGGUUACGACGAGUGAUGGGGUUACAAAAGAUUUUAAUAAUGUGAUGCCAAACAAUUGGGGAUUUGGACAGACUUUUGAUGGAAAGAUUAACUUUUAGGAGAAUGAUUUCAGUUUUGUAUGCCAAUGAUUAAAAAUAAAUGAUAUUAUUUAUACUACUU
Molecule: messenger RNA, 936 nt
Organism: Arabidopsis thaliana (thale cress)
Lineage: Eukaryota; Viridiplantae; Streptophyta; Magnoliopsida; Brassicales; Brassicaceae
Gene: EXPA25
Product: expansin A25
Exons: 2
Coding region: 45-875 (276 amino acids)
Biological process (GO): plant-type cell wall organization
Cellular component (GO): membrane; extracellular region
Source: RefSeq, marked reviewed